Leguminivora glycinivorella is the source of this 1387-nucleotide messenger RNA. Its product is annotated as ring canal kelch homolog. Gene Ontology annotation, molecular function: protein binding. The coding region runs from base 1 to 1344 and encodes 447 amino acids. The record is from RefSeq and is a predicted model, not a curated record. The transcript is spliced from 7 exons. NCBI's taxonomy places the organism in Eukaryota, Metazoa, Arthropoda, Insecta, Lepidoptera, Tortricidae.
AUGGAAGCCACAAUCCUUCACAACUGCGAAACAUCGGCUCCCUUCGACGUACGCCGUGGCGUUCGUCAAGGUUGUGUACUGGCACCUACUCUCUUCGGAAUAUUCUUUUCUGUACUCUUGAAGGUUGCUUUUGGAGAUGAUCUACAGGGGAUACACCUGUAUACAAGAGCCGAUGGUCAGAUGUACAAUCUUGCUAGGCUUAAGUCCAAACGACAUAGAAAGGACUUUUUUGUAGAUAGCCUUCUCUUUGCUGAUGACGCUGCUUUCGUCGCUCACAGUGAGUCUCAACUGCAGACCAUCAUGGACAAAUUUCAAAAAGCGUGCGACCUCUUUUCCAUGUCGGUUAAUGCCAAGAAGACCGUCAUACUAGCGCAAGGAUGUUCAGAACAGCCAACUAUCGUGCUUAACGGUGCACCUCUAGAGGUGAUCAGCAAGUUUUGCUACCUUGGCUCGCUUGUGUCGUGCAAUCUUUCGCUUGACGCGGAGAUCGACUCCCGCAUCGGCAAAGCGGCCACAACGUUCGGGAGGCUCCGUACAAGGGCUUGGGACAAUAAACAUCUCACGGGUGGAGAGACUGGUCUGGGCAAGUGGGCGCCGCGCGCGAAGUUACCCGGCGCGAGGUCUUACGCGGCCGCCGUGGCUGAUCACGAACGCGGCAUUCUGUACGUCGUCGGCGGCUGGGCUGGCGGACGCAGUCUUAAGGCUGUGCACAGAUACGACCCAGCCACAGACUCGUGGUCGGACGCCCGACCGCUCACCACGGGGCGGUCACAGUGCUGUGCCGUCUCAUGGCGCGGCUCGCUCUGGGCGCUCGGUGGGUGCGACGCGUGGCGCUGUCUGGCGUCUACUGAACUACUGUCUCUGGAGGACCCUGAGGCUGGAUGGACUCCCGGCCCGAUGCUGCCUUCAGCGCGACGUUCGAUGGGCGGCUGCGCCUGGCGCGGCCGGUUGGUUGUAGCCGGAGGUUCUGAUGGAGCGGCGUCCUUGCGACGCGUGGAUUGGCUGCUACCAGGAGCUGAACCUGCAGGAGGCACCUGGCAAGCGGGCCCGCCGCUGCGGCGCGCGCGCGCCGGGCUGGGGCUGGCGGAGCUGGGCGGCGCGCUGUACGCGGCCGGCGGCUUCUCCGGCCGCGAGUUCCUGGCCUGCGUCGAGUGGCUGCCCGCGCCCGACGCCGAGUGGACCAUGCUGGCUGACCCGCCUGUGGUGGCGCGAACCCUGAGCGAGCCGAACCCGCCUAGCGAGUCGCCGCCGCCCGUGUGCCGUAUGCUCAGCGAGCAGCACCCGCCAGCCGGGGCCGACCGGCCAGAGGAAAAUGGACAGAACGAAGCGAGCGCGCAUAUCUAGCCAUCGUGCCGUCCUUCUCACUCCUAACGGGUGACGGAGACGC